This is a messenger RNA of Vigna unguiculata (cowpea), 1203 nucleotides long. Its product is annotated as C2H2 and C2HC zinc fingers superfamily protein. The record is from RefSeq and is a predicted model, not a curated record. Gene Ontology annotation, molecular function: DNA-binding transcription factor activity; transcription cis-regulatory region binding. NCBI's taxonomy places the organism in Eukaryota, Viridiplantae, Streptophyta, Magnoliopsida, Fabales, Fabaceae. Gene Ontology annotation, cellular component: nucleus. Gene Ontology annotation, biological process: cytokinin-activated signaling pathway; trichome morphogenesis; gibberellic acid mediated signaling pathway.
UCUUCUCCUUGGGACAUCCGCAAUGACCCCACUUUCUUCACCUUUUAUUUCUAAAUUUCUACACAAAAUUUGCUUUUUGUCAAAACCCAUUGAAUCCUGGGUAUAAAUAGACCCAAACACAUGCAACAAACUACUCCUUAAUACAAGCACAUUAAACUACCCCUACCUUUCUUGUUCCACACUUUCACUACCCCUUCUUCGACUCAACUCAACUCAAAUCACGCCCAUGGAAACCCAACUUGACUACAAAGCCAAAAGAGCAAACCCCACUUCCCCGACCAGCUUAAAGCUCUUUGGCUUCAGCGUCCAUGAAGACAUCACCAUGGAAGAGGAAGACGAGGUGGUCAUUCAUGAUGACGUGGAAGACUCAACCACCAAGGCCUCUUCCACUUCCCCAUCUGCCUCGCCGGACUCCGCCGGUGUCGGUUCCGGACCUCCGUCCUCCGGCGACCGGAAAUACGAGUGCCAAUACUGCUGCCGAGAGUUCGCAAAUUCACAAGCACUUGGUGGACACCAGAACGCGCACAAAAAAGAGCGUCAGCAAUUGAAGCGUGCACAAUUACAGGCCACGCGAAACGCCGCCGUUUCCUUUGCGCGUAACCCCAUGAUCUCCGCCUUCGCCCCGCCGCCGCACCUACUGGCUCCUCCGGGUUCCAUGGUGGUCCCGGCAGCCCCGUGGGUGUACGUGCCGCCACGUGCCGCGCCUCCUCCCUUCCACGUGUCAGUAUCGCACGGCUGUGCCUUCCCGUCGGCGAAUGGCCACAACGGGUUGAGUAGUAAUAACAGUAGCAACGUUACCAUAACGGGUGUGAAAGCCGCGGGUGCAGGGAUGUUUCCCUAUGUUGGCGUUGUAGGUGAUUCGCAAUUAGCUUUGUCAACGGUGCAGGUGCAGGCCCGGGCCCACCACGCUACGGUUGAUGGGCCCUCUUUGAGUAGGUUCUCCAAAGGGGAUGGUGGGCCCAAAUUUGAUGAUGCAUGGGGCUUAGACUUGCACCUUAGCCUUGCGCCAGCUGCGCCGUGACUUCUCGGCUCGGCUCGGCUUAAAAUUCAGUGAGUGUAACCGUCUCUUUGUUCAGGCUUGACGCGCCGUUUAAGGGCAUAUAUAUAUUGGCUGUUUCAGCUUCGUAUAUUGUACAUUUUCAUAUUUAAUUGCUAUUUUUUCACGUAAAUUAUUUCACUUAGUACACAUUACAAUUGCUCAUA